Molecule: messenger RNA, 691 nt
Organism: Staurois parvus
Lineage: Eukaryota; Metazoa; Chordata; Amphibia; Anura; Ranidae
Source: the annotation of a GenBank genome assembly
CCGCAGGGCACUGGGUCAGACAUUGUAUGGUCUGGCUGGACAGUGGGCAUCGGGUCACCAGUCAUCAGGUCAUUUGGCUCGACAGCGGGCACCGCGUCAUCUGGCAAGGCAGUGGGCCUCAAGUCAACUGGUAUGACCGCGGGCACUGGGUCAGACAUUGGAUCGUCUGACUGGACAGCGGGCACUGGGUCACCAGGCAUCAGGUCAUUUGGCUCGACAGCGGGCACCGCGUCAUCCGGCAAGGCAGUGGGCUCCGAGUCAACUGGUAUGACCGCGGGCACUGGGUCAGACAUUGGAUCGUCUGACUGGACAGCGGGCACUGGGUCACCAGGCAUCAGGUCAUUUGGCUCGACAGCGGGCACCGCGUCAUCUGGCAAGGCAGUGGGCACGGGUCACCAGGCAUUGGAUCGUCUGGCUCGACAGCGGGCAUCGGGUCACCAGGCAUCAGGUCAUUUGGCUUGCCAGCGGGCACCGCGUCAUCUGGCAAGGCAGUGGGCACCGGGUCACCAGGUAUGACAGCGGGCUCUGAGUCAAUUGGCACGACAGCGGGCACUGGAUCAGGUACCGGAUCAUCUGGAUCAAACAGCGGGCAUCGAGUCAACUGGCCUAAUAGGAUCGUCGGGCUGGAUCAGUUCAUCAGGCUGAAUGCAGGCAUCAGGCUGAAUGCAGGCUUCAGGCUGAGGAGAGGCAU